Molecule: messenger RNA, 3539 nt
Organism: Coccinella septempunctata (seven-spotted ladybird)
Lineage: Eukaryota; Metazoa; Arthropoda; Insecta; Coleoptera; Coccinellidae
Product: thrombospondin type-1 domain-containing protein 4-like
Exons: 13
Coding region: 497-3019 (840 amino acids)
Biological process (GO): extracellular matrix organization
Cellular component (GO): extracellular matrix
Molecular function (GO): metalloendopeptidase activity
Source: RefSeq, a predicted model, not a curated record
ACAUAUGCAUGAAGUUUUUCGUCUUGAUAUUGAAACUUAAUAUUUCCAGGCUGAAAAGUAUACAGACGUUCGAUGAACACGUUACGUUCUAUCGAUUCGAUAUUCGAUAAAGGACUCCUAAUUCAAUUGACCACAUCAACAAAUCCAAAGCAUGGUAAUCUAGUCGUUAGUUCGUUCCUGCUUCUCGUUCGGUUUAAACGCUUUGGCGGCUCUAGCGCAUGUGGACUCUCGCACGAGAUACGAAUAUUCACACGAACUCGAAACGAAAGCAGUUUGAGAUCACCGAAACUUCUUGACAUGUCGUAGACUUUUAAUAAUUGGAUUACUUGUUUGGAAUUAUUUUGGAUAAAACUGCUCUUAGAAUGAGUAUUCGCGAGCCGGACAAUUGAUAUGAUAUUUCAAUGGGUUUGUGCGAGUUUGCAGAUUUUUGAGUGCAGUUUUUGAGGAUAGUUAUGUAAAUGUUCAAAGUGUAUAUAUAGUUACCGGCUUUUGCAGCAUGUACGUCAAACAAGUCGUGAUAAGGUUGACAGCGCUAUUGUGUUUAGCGUCGAAAUGUUUCUCACAUGACACGAUUUCAACCUCAAAAAGGCCACUUCGUCCCGCAAAAUACCCUCAGAAGGUUCAUGCCCUAUUUGAGAGCAAAUAUGGAAAAAAUUUGAAUCAUAAUGGCGUUUGGUCAGCAUGGGGUGCAUGGUCUGAGUGCUCCAGAACUUGCGGAGGAGGAAUAAUGACUCAAACUAGAUAUUGUAUUCACAGACCUUCAGAUAGCAGAUUUUUCAAGAAACAACAAAAACGUUAUCAGAACAUUACCAGUGGGUGCAUAGGAUUGUACAAGAGGAUUCAUCUAUGCAACUUACAGGAAUGCCCGUUCGGUACACCAGACUCCAGACGUGAGCAAUGCUCUUCUUUCAAUAUGAAGAAAUAUAAGGGCAAAUUUUAUGAUUGGGAACCUUUUUUAGGAGUGGAAGCGGAAUGUGCUUUAAACUGCCGACCAGCCGGAAUGAAUUUUUAUGCUACCCUCAAUAAGACUGUAAUAGAUGGUACUCCAUGCAGCAGACCUAUUUCAUCAACGGGUAAGCCUGCGCCGCAUGGAACUAGAGGAGUUUGUGUUUCAGGUGAAUGUAAGUCUGUGGAUUCUCGAGGCGUAGUUGGCAGUGCAGAUGAAACCUCGUCAGAAUGCCCAGCCUGCUCGAGGGGUCCCUGUAGGAGCAUCAAUGGCAUUUACUCACGUUCGAACCUACAACCUGGUUAUUCUAUGAUAGCAAAAAUGCCCAAGGGAGCAUGUAGAAUCAUCGUGCAGCAACUUGAGCAUUCCAGAAAUUUCAUAGCGCUGAAGGAGGUGAAUAGUACUUUCAUCAUAAAUGGCGACUGGAAAUUUUCUACGACGAGCCGUUUCUUUGCUGGGGCAGGAACUAGAUUCGCUUACAUAAAACAGGACAGUGUUUCACUGGAAACCAUAACGGCGCAAGGACCUCUCGGAAAUCCCAUCGAAAUCUAUUUGGUGUCAUAUCAACCCAAUGUUGAACUAAAGUAUGGAUACCUCUUACCGAACGACAUCGAAAAACAGAUAGCACCACCAUCAACGAGGGUACUAAAUCGUUUUGCACGACCUCACGAUGAAGAAAAGAUCGUACCUCAUUCAAUACUUCAGCCGAAUUCUCACAAUAAAGAAUUGGACGGCUCCUUACAUUCCAGUCAACAAGAUGAGCCAAAAUCAUUGACCAACUAUCAUCAUAGACAGAGGAGAGUGAGAAAAAGGUUUUCGUGGAAAAUCAAUGGUAUAUCAGCGUGUUCCAAAUCAUGCGGUGGAGGAAUCCAAACAACUGUAGUAAGUUGCGUACGAGAACUCACCCAAACCCCUGUACCAGACAGAAGGUGCGCACACUUAGAGAAACCAAAUUCAAACCCAAUCAGAUGCAACAUCCAAGACUGUCCUCCACGAUGGAGCGGUUCUUGGAGUUCGUGCAGUGUUUCAUGUGGAUCCGGUAUUCAACAAUAUGUCAGUCAGUGCAAACAAGAACUGAAUACUAGAAGAGAGGUGAUAGUUGACGAUGUUCAGUGUUCUGGUAGACCCAGACCUCUAUUGAAAACCAAGUCUUGCACUCAGGUUGAUUGCGAUUUGAUCAACAAUGAAGUUCCAAAAAAUAAAAACUUCAAAAGCAACCAGAUAGAAAGAGAUUGGUUAGUUGGUGAUUGGUCAACUUGUUCAGUAACAUGUGGCACAGGGCAUCGUUCGAGAUCGGUUUCGUGUCCGUCAGGCCAUUGUCCUCCACAAAUAAAACCUCCACAUGCCGAAUAUUGCACUCUUCCAAGCUGCAGCUCUAUAUCACGAUCGCCGAAACCAACAGAGACAUCAGAAAUAUCUCCUUGGUUAGUCACGGAAUGGUCCAAGUGUUCCGAAGUCUGCGGGACAGGAAUUCAGAGUCGAUAUGCCGUUUGUGGAAGAAAUACUUGUGACGUUAGUUCCAAACCUGACUCAACCCGUGAUUGUUCCAGCGAAAAACAGUGUGGAGGGCACUGGUUCACUGGAGCUUGGGGAGAAUGUCCAGAGUCCUGCUCUGGUCAAUCACAUCAGAUUCGAGAAGUUAUAUGUGUUGUUAAGCAGAGAGGACAAUUCCAAAUCGUCAAUGAGAUGACAUGCCCUAAUCAUCUGAAACCACUCAGUAAACGAGCAUGUGAUGGCAAAUGCGACCCAUAUUGGUUUAGUGGCGACUGGGGAAAUUGCGAAAACUGUCCGAAUGGAAUACAAAGAAGAGUUGUGAGAUGCAUGGAUGCGAACGGUAUUCCUUCCAGUAGAUGUCAGGAUUCCAAUACACCCCCUUCGAAAAGAUCGUGUAACUGUCAGAAAAAAAAAGACAAAGAUACAUAUAAGCCUCCACAAGACCAGCCAAUCGAUCAAACUUGCACUGACAAAAUCAGAAACUGCUAUCUUGCUGUUCAAGCUAGACUCUGCCAGUAUCCCUACUAUAAAAGUCAAUGUUGUACAGCCUGCCGUAAAACACCGCUGGAUCAUGUCUGACAUCAAAGUGUAAUGGGAAGGACUGACUUAAUUAAUGGUGUUUCGGACCUGAAAUAUCAGAAUGUUUAUCUAGUGCAUUGUGUGUUCAGAAAUAUCACCGAAUGGAAUAAUAUAUAUUCAUUUAUUUGUAUUUCAGAAGACAAUACUGUUUCAGUUAUCGAGUAAUCAAAUCGGAUAUUGCUUCUUGGAAUUUAUCUUGAUACUUUGGAUUGAUUCGAAGGUUCAGGUAGAUGUGAAAAUAGCAGAUAGUUUUAUAAUAUAAAAAAUUCCCAGUAAGCGUAUUAAGUCUGUGAUUUAUCCUUUUAGUAUAUUAUGUUACUUCCACAUGAAAAUAAACGAAUGCAUUCAUGAUUUCAAGUCACACAUUGCUAUUUAAGCAUAGACUGCACACUUGCCAAAUUGAGUUAAGCAAAGAAUAUCUAUUAUGUAACUCCUUCGAAAAUGACUUAGCAGAUCACGAAAUGAGUAUAAUGUUUAGUAUUAAUAUUUAUUCGAAAACUCAUUAUAUUGUUCAAGAAUA